AUGUCUGAUCAACGCAUUUUCUCCAGAUACAAGGCAAGCGAAAUCCGUGCCGAGCUGCACCAGGGAAAUCUCAAGAAGCAUCGGGCGUCUGCUGCCAAGCGAAAGAAUGCUCUGAAAAAGAUAGUAGCUAACCUCACAAUGGGAUUUCGGUCUGAAAUGGCGCUUCUGUUUCCAGACGUUUUGAAAUUCUGGCAAAUUGAUGAUAAUCUGGAGGUCAAACGCAUCUGUCAUCAUUAUUUGGUAGCAAUGGCUUCAACUAAAGCAGAGCACUUUCAGAACGCUCUACCGCUUGUUUUGAGCGAUUUUAACGCAGGGUCCGAACAGCUCCAGAUUCUAGCACUCAGGACUCUGGCAGCUGUCCCCGUGGAAGUGUACGUCGAGGAGUGCCGGAAGUUGGUUCUUACAAUAAUCAAUAAGAGUUCGGAAUCGGAAAAGCUGAAAAAAGCGGCCCUCUAUGCUGCGCUUAAAUUGAUACAAUACGAAAAUACGCAGGCCGCUUCGCUGCUCGGAGUUUUGCAUAAAGUGCUGAGAAAUUAUAAAGAAAAGCCCACGAUACGCGCAAAUGCGCUUUACGUCUUACAUGAAGUACAGGAAACUACUAAUGCCCUGCAGAUGCUCUCAUUAGACUUUGACACUUGCAUGGACAUGCUCGAGCUUUUACCGAAACUUAACGAAUGGGAUUCAGCCCGCGUCCUGGACUCUUUAACAGUCUCCUAUGUCCCCCAAACACAUUCAGAUGCGCACUUUUUUAUCGAAAAAACCGUGCCUCAGCUACAGCAUACCAAUACAUCUGUGAUUCUCAACGCAUUCAAGUUUGUCAUUUACCUGACAAACUAUGUCGAGUUUUUGACGGAAAGUCUGGUAAAACAACUUUCCGGAUCCAUGGUUUCCUUGCUGAAUAAACCGCCCGAGCUCGAGUUCCUCGUGCUUCGAAACAUUAUUCUUCUGCUGCUAGGCAGAGACAAGCCUCUUUUGAAAGUUGACAUAUCGUACUUUUUUGUCGAAUUCAACGACCCAAUCUACAUCAAGGACACGAAACUGGAAAUCCUAUACCUUCUGGCCAAGGAAGAUAACCUUUUACAAAUACUUCAAGAAUUCAAGGAAUACGCUACGGACAUCGACAUUCAGAUGUCUCGGAAAGCAAUCAGGGCAGUGGGAAACUUGACGGUAAAGUUGGAACAGUCAGCCGACGAAUGUGUGAAUCUGUUAUUGGAGCUUUUGGACUUCGAAGCCGAGUACAUCGUUCAAGAAAUAGUUUCUGUUUUCAAAAAUGUGUUGAGGAGGUAUCCAGAGAAACAUAAACUUUGUCUCAAGAAAUUGGUACGAUUCACCGAUUGGGUGCAAGAGCCUGAGUCACGCGGCUCAAUGAUUUGGAUUAUAACUCAAUAUCACCAUCAUCUUCCAAACUAUUUGGAGCUUUUCAGAUCUUUUUCGGAUAACUUCCUAGAUGAGGUUCUCGAGGUUCAGUUUUCGAUACUGGGCUCAGCAGUGAGAUUGUUUACGAGAAACCCCACGCCCACAACGGAGAAGCUUUGCGUGGAGAUUUUGAAAAGUGCGACCGAAAAAGUAGAUAAUCCGGAUUUGAGAGAUCGAGCUUUUGUUUAUUGGAGACUUCUGUCUGCUGCGCAGCAAUCACAAAAUUCCUCUUUGGGAAUGGAUACCGUAAGAGAAAUCAUAGAUGGCGCAUUGCCACCUAUAGCGAUGAAUACCCAAUUGGAUCCUCAAAUUGUCGAAGAACUGGAGCUCAACAUUGGCACGAUUGCAUCUAUCUACUUGAAGCCUGUCAAUCAAGUCUUCAGACUGAACAAGCCGAAAUGUCUGACCGCAAGUCCUGCUUUAAAUGCUAAUCGAGAUAGCUUUGAAGUCGUCUUCAAGGGCUCGCAGAGCACUUCGUCAAGCUUAACAGGCGAUAGUAGCCAAUUCAACAAUCGUCGGCAGUCUUCUUCUCCUGUUAAAAAGAUGGAUGACUAUGACAUACCAGCCGAGACUGUUAACACGUUGAAAGACAAACGAAAGAACAGCAGCCCCAACAUGCACCUAUCACGAAAGCCGUCGAUGCUGGCUCGGAAGCUUUCUUUGAGAAAGCCAUUUGCAUAG
Messenger RNA from Lachancea meyersii CBS 8951, 2097 nucleotides. Lineage: Eukaryota; Fungi; Ascomycota; Saccharomycetes; Saccharomycetales; Saccharomycetaceae. The record is from the annotation of a GenBank genome assembly.